Paramecium sonneborni is the source of this 1087-nucleotide messenger RNA. The record is from the annotation of a GenBank genome assembly. NCBI's taxonomy places the organism in Eukaryota, Ciliophora, Oligohymenophorea, Peniculida, Parameciidae.
AUGGAUUCUGGUUUUAUCAAAGAAGAAAAAUAAAGCUCUGAAGUAGCAAAUAAACAGAAGCAAUAUUAAUAAUUUCAAUUAUUUAAUUUUGAUUUUCAUAAAUAAAAAAAGGGUUGUAUCAGCGAUAUCAUUCAUAGGCAUAUUACAAAUUGGAAAGGCUAUUAGUUUGGAUCAGUGGAAAUAAAUGCAUUUUAUACAGACAUGGAAUAGGAUCAUUCUUAUAUUUAAUGGAUAUUUCCAAAUUUUUUUUAAAGCAAUUUUAAUUCUGAUAGCUAUAGAUUAACUAUUGAAGAAAGAAAUAAGAUGAUUUCGGAUAAAGAAGUUUAAUAUUGAUAUUAACUUAUAGGUUAUGGAUUUUUAUUUUGAUAAUUACAAAAUGAUUCUAAGAUUUUUUGGAAUUAGGUGGAGUGUAGAUAAUUUAGAAUUUGAGAAUAAGGAUUAAUUUUAAAUAUGUAUUCAAAUUAAUACUCAUAACUAAUUAAGAUUAAAGAGAAUCUUUGCUUCUUUAAGUGUUUUAGGAAAAAGAUAGGAGGCAAUUAAACUAUUAAAUUUUAUACAAAAAUAAGAUUACUAGCUUUACUGUGAAGAAUACUAGAGAUAUAAUUUGUUAAAGGAGGAAGAACAUAAUGUGUAAAAGCAAAUAAUUGGCAAUAAAUAAGAUACAACUUAAAUUUAAAAAGUUUAAGUAAACUUUAAAUCUAAAGAUUAAAUUCAUUCUAAGCCAGAAAAUACUUAAAAAUUAUAAAAAUAAGGAUAUUAAAAGUUAUCAAAUUAAUAGUAAAAUAUGAAAAAGGUUACAGAAGUAAGGUAGCAAUAAAAUUUUCAACAAAAGUCAAAAAUAUCUAAUAAGGUCAUUAAAACUCAAAAAAUAACUACUCAACAACAAUAAAAAUCAUAAAAUAUUGAACAUGUUUAAAAUCAAAAAGAAUAAUCAUAGCUGACUAAUCAUAAUUAAUUAAUUUAGGAAAAUUAAACAUCAAUAUUGUCUUGGGAUUAAGUCAAAUAUAAAUACGUAGGUUAAGAUUAAAUUGAUGAAAAAUGGGCGAAAAUAGAAUUGUUGAACAAAGAAAUAGUUUAAUAUUUAUGA